This is a messenger RNA of Pongo pygmaeus (Bornean orangutan), 3559 nucleotides long. It is a transcript of the gene RPL23A, whose product is annotated as ribosomal protein L23a. Gene Ontology annotation, molecular function: rRNA binding; structural constituent of ribosome. The transcript has 6 exons. NCBI's taxonomy places the organism in Eukaryota, Metazoa, Chordata, Mammalia, Primates, Hominidae. The coding region runs from base 2616 to 3086 and encodes 156 amino acids. Gene Ontology annotation, cellular component: ribosome. The record is from RefSeq and is a predicted model, not a curated record. Gene Ontology annotation, biological process: translation.
AGACUGAAGCCCGACGUCGCCCCGGCGCCUACCUGGGGCAGCUCCGCCAGGACGCGAUCCCUCCGCACGGGUGCCAGAAUGUUCAUCCUGCCUGCGGCCUUGCAGGGCGCCCUGAGAAGGCGCCGAGGCCGGAUCCGCGCCAGCGACCCGGGCGCGUGGAGACCCGACGAUCACCCGCGGCCGGGGUGUCCCGACUACAACUCGGGGCCACGGGUACCCUACGGGAGCCCGCGGUCUUGGAGACGCUACGACCACCGCGGGCCACGGAGAUGAAACAAUCACCCGGGGCCGGGGCGAGCCCACAAUCACCCGGGCCCUGGGCGUCCCGAAGAUGACUCUGGGGCGAGGAGACUCCUCGGCCGCCAAUUGGGGGCGGGGAGUCCCGUCUGGUGGGGGCCGGGGCCGCGCAGACCCUACGAUUACGCGGGGCCGGAUAGUUCCUACAAUAACCCGGGGCCGCGGAGACCCGACGUCAUCUCGGGGCUGAGGCUGCCCUACCAUUACAGAGCUGCCCGGGGGCGCGGAGCGGCCCCGCCACACGGGGUCAGUGUGGGCACAGGCGGCGCUGCCAAGGCCCGCAGGCCGCUGGAGGAGGGGGCGAGGGGCCCAGUCCGGUUACAGGGCCUUGAGUCCCACUCCGCUCGGGCUCCGCCAACGCUGUAACACGAUCCCCGGAAAUUCCUGGAGAAGGGCCGCCCCCCGCCCCUCUCCUGGCCGCUCCAGGCCUCGCUGCCCGCCCUCGCCACCCCCUCCUCUCCACCCCUCUGCGUUGCCCCGCUCAGGCUCCCUCCUCUGACGCUUCACCGGGCACCAGGACCGCCCCCACCCAGGCUGGAGCCUAUCCAGAUAGGGACUCCCCAGGCUGCUGUCCCCUGCACCUCUAUGCCCGGCUGCGCCUUCAUAGGGACCCUUACCCAGCCCAAUUGGUGAUGGGGAAUCGGAGACUGCUGCGCAGCAUCUGGCGAUGCCAGGAACCAGCAGGGAGGGGAAAGGGGGAGAGAAGGGGCCCAAGGAGAGGCGGCGCUUCCCUCCUCAACUCCAGGCCUGGGAGGUGACUCAUAGAGUCUGCCCCCGCUCGCCCUUCUGCCCUGGGAGGUCGGGGGUGGGGGUGAUGGAGGGGAAGCGUGCGAAGUGGGUGCCAGGGUUAGAAUAAGGUGCCCACCGAGGAGAGAGACGUCUGAAGUCUGGCGUCUUUUCCUUCAAGGCUGCUGUGUAGAUUGUGAGGUGGGAGGGCUGAAGAUCAAGCUGCCUCCCUCGAGGGAGGUUAAAGAAGGGCUAAGUGGACCCGGAAACUCCGCUCUUUGGGGUGGUCUCCGCUCUGGGAGGCGGGGACUCCCCUCUGGUAUGGGUGUUCAUUGUUCUGGCCGCAUUGGAAUCUAUCCCCCAGGGACAACUUCUCCUUUGUGCAAAGUCCUGCAGGAUAGAAGAGGGGGCAGUGCACAAUCAAUUUCACCGUCAAAGGGGACAUGUCUGGUUUUAUAAGGGGAGAGGGAAGAAGAAAGGAUCAAGUGGGGAUGGGUUAGGCACACACCUCAGGAGAAGCAAACCUGAGUGUUAAGAAACCUUACUCUGUGUCUGGAGCUGAAUUUGAGGAUGUAAAGAUGACCAGGACACGGAAGGGAAGACUAGUUUAGGGCAGGGGAUGGUGAGUGAAGUUACUAACAGGAAGAACUAGGGAAUCUUGGAGAAAUGUGCGGAAUUUUCAUAGAACUUCAAGUGCAUUAUCAGGAAACACAGUAAAACUGACAGUAUCAGUGUCGCAGGUAAAGAGGGGCAGGUGUGGCCGCUUUGUACUUCCUCUGACACUCUUCCCCUCGUGAGUGGAUUAUUUAUUUAUUUAUUUAUUUAUUUUGAGACAGGGUCUCACUCUGCCACCCAGGCUGGAAUGGCUCACUGCAGCCUCGACCUCCAGGGCUGAAGCGAUCCUCCCACCUCAGCCUCCCAAGGAACUGGGACUACAGGCACGCACCACCACGCCCGGCUAAUUUUUGUAUUCUUUUGUAGAUACGGGGUUUCGCCGUGUUGCCCAGGCUGGUCUGGAACUCCUGGGCUCGAAGCAAUUCGCCCACCUCGGCCUCACAAAGUGCUGGGAUUACAGGCCGUUCCUGCCUCCUGGCAUGGCAAUCCUCUUCCCUGAGACUGGCAGUUGCUCAAGAUGGGAAGCUCCCGGGACCAGACCCGAGCGACAGCCGGCUACGCCGUCCGCUGGCCUGAGCAAAUAAACGCGUGUCUUCAAAAAACUACAAUCCCCAUGGUGGCACGCGCCUGUAGUCCCAGCUACUCGGGUGGCUGAGGCAGGAGAAUGGCGUAAACCCGGGAGGCGGAGCUUGCAGUGAGCCGAGAUCGCGCCACUGCACUCCAGCCUGGGCGACAGAGCAUUCAAAAACAAACAAACAAAAAAAAACUACAACCCCCAUGAAGCUUUAGUGCCUUUGAGGGGAGGAGUGGCGCAUGUUUGUUCACGCACGAAAAAGAAAUUAAACCUAACUACCGUUCCCAGAAGGCGCCACUCUGCAAAUUACCCAAUCAGCUCUAAGUACAAAGCAUCGCGAGUCUUUAGUGAGCUUUGGCGCUAUAAGCCCGUGGGAACGGGCAUUGGAGACCCUUUUCACAAGAUGGCGCCGAAAGCGAAGAAGGAAGCUCCUGCCCCUCCUAAAGCCGAAGCCAAAGCGAAGGCUUUAAAGGCCAAGAAGGCAGUGUUGAAAGGUGUCCACAGCCACAAAAAAAAGAAGAUCCGCACGUCACCCACCUUCCGGCGGCCGAAGACACUGCGACUCCGGAGACAGCCCAAAUAUCCUCGGAAGAGCGCUCCCAGGAGAAACAAGCUUGACCACUAUGCUAUCAUCAAGUUUCCGCUGACCACCGAGUCUGCCAUGAAGAAGAUAGAAGACAACAACACACUUGUGUUCAUUGUGGAUGUUAAAGCCAACAAGCACCAGAUUAAACAGGCUGUGAAGAAGCUCUAUGACAUUGAUGUGGCCAAGGUCAACACCCUGAUUCGGCCUGAUGGAGAGAAGAAGGCAUAUGUUCGAUUGGCUCCUGAUUACGAUGCUUUGGAUGUUGCCAACAAAAUUGGGAUCAUCUAAACUGAGUCCAGCUGCCUAAUUCUGAAUAUAUAUAUAUAUAUAUCUUUUCACCAUAUACAUGCCUUUGUCAAUUUCUGGUUGGGCUGGGAGGCCACACACAGACACUGACAUGACUAGGGCUUGGGCAAGACUCCUGUUCUACUUAUCCUUUUGAAAUAUUCACCCUGCCACUUCACCAUGUGUGAUCACUCCAGAGAUCUUUGUGACUAGAGUUAGUGUCCUAGGAAAACCAGAACUCAGAACUUGCCUCCAUGGUUGAGGGUAACAAGAAGCUGUACAAGAACCCCUUUUAUCCCUGGAAGAGGCUGUGUAUGAAACCAAUGCCCAGGGUUUGAAGGGCGUUAGCAUGCAUUUCAGGGGAGUGUGGAUUGGCUGGCUUUCUGGUAGCAUUUUGUCCUCACACACCCAUCUACUACGUCGAACCGGUCUGUCUGCUUCCCUCACCGCUUGCCCAAUAAAGGACAAGGACUUCA